AUGCCUUCCACAACUGAGCCUCCUACCCAGCCAUACCCGGCCUAUUUCAUCGGCCACGCCGGGGUGGGGUUACUGUUUAAUGAGUCCUUGAACAACAAAUCUGUUCAGGCCAACCUGAGAGAAAUCGGAAAGGAGAUCCUGUCUUUGUCCCCGCGACCGAAGGCGAUUGUGGUCUUCAGCGGUCAUUUUGAAGCGGGCGAGAUUCAUGGGCCGGGAGUUAUCGAGGCAAAGCACGACUUCGUCAACGACUUUCACGACACGCGACCAUCAGUCUACGAAUACGACUGGAAGCACCACGACGCCCCCGAACUAGCCGUGCAAGUUUGGGAGCAUCUCGUCAAAGGCGGGAUCAAAGCAAAGCGCGUCGAGCGCGGAGUGGAUCACGGCGUCUGGGUUCCUUUCAAGGUCAUGUUCCCCGAAGAGACGCCGCUCGAUGUUCCUGUUAUCCAGGUGUCGACGUUUCAUGGGUACGAUCUGGCGAGUCAGAUUCGACUGGGGGAGGUUGUGGGGGCGUUGCGCCAUGAAGGGUAUGUCAUCCUCGGCUCCGGUAUGGCGGUGCACUCGUUCGCCUCGAUCGAUGAAAUCAGAAGCGCACCGACAGAGGAGGAGCGCGAAGCCACGCGGGCAAAAGUCCUGGCCGAGUCAAGAGCAUUCGACACGCAUCUACGUGAGGCAGUAACGAAGAGAAGCGUAGAGGAAAGGAAGGAGGCUCUACUAAAGCUAGAAGAGCUGUAUGAGUUCAAGCGCUCUCAUCCAACCGUCGAGCACUUUACGCCUCUUUUGGUUGCUGCUGGAGCGGCGGGUGAUGCGGAGGUUGAGCCCCUCGGCGUGGAUAUCGUGGAACCAGGCAUGUCGUAUCUGAAUUUACGGUUCGCCUGA
Molecule: messenger RNA, 879 nt
Organism: Aspergillus calidoustus
Lineage: Eukaryota; Fungi; Ascomycota; Eurotiomycetes; Eurotiales; Aspergillaceae
Source: the annotation of a GenBank genome assembly